AUGGAGGACCACAGCCCCAAGCCCAUCCGCUGCAAAGGUGGCGCCAGCGUUUCCGAGAAUCUUGGGACACGAGGAACCAUUGUUAUUUGUUCAUUGGAAAUACAAUACUCGUGUGCUGCAAAGCGGCCUCUGACGACGGCGGCGUCUUCGCCGCGGAGAUGCAGGGUGGUGGAGAGCGUGGGCGAGCACGUGGAGGGCUUCGCCGCCGGCGACGCAGUGGUGCCAACGUUGCUGGGCCAGUGCGACCGCUGCCCCAGCUGCAAGUCGGCGCACAACAACCUGUGCACCUCGGUGCCGGUGACCUUGGCCCCCGGGAUGCGGCGCGACGGCACCACCCGGUUCCGGGACGCGCAGGGGAACCAGCUGCACGACCUCUUCGCCGUGUCCAGCUUCAGAGAGUACGCCGUCGUGGACGUGACCCAGGUCGUCAAGGUCGACCCCGCCAUCCCGCCCAAGAUCGCCUGCCUCCUCGGCUGCGCCGCCGGCACCGGUGUGGGAGCUGCGUGGAGGUUGGCCAAGGUGGAACCUGGUUCGUCAGUUGCAAUCUUUGGCCUGGGAUCGGUCGGAUUGGCGGUGGCACAAGGUGCAAAAAUGUGCGGAGCGUCAAAGAUUAUCGGUGUUGAUCUGAACCCUGAAAAGGAGAAAGUUGGGAAAGCUUUCGGCGUGACGGAUUUCGUUAAUCCAACACAAAUAGACAGGACCUCCGUCAGUGAGGUUAUCGGCGGGAUGACAGGCGGCGGCGUCGAUUACAGCUUCGAGUGCGUCGGUGUGCCCUCGGUCAUGACCGAUGCGUUCAGAAGCACCAAGACGGGCAAUGGCAAGACGAUCAUCCUGGGUCUGGGGAACCAAACCGAUCUGUUGUGUGUGCCGGCCCUGGAGCUCCUGUUCGGCAAGUGUGUCAUGGGAUCGGCCUUGGGCGGGAUCAAGCCCAAGACCGACAUCCCGAUCCUCGCCGAGAAAUGCAUGAGCAAGGAGCUGGAGCUGGACGGGCUGGUCACGCACGAAGUAGGCCUCCGGGAGAUCAACACAGCCUUCGACCUGCUCCUGCAGGGGAAGAGCUUGCGGUGCAUCAUAUGGAUGGACAAAUGACCACCGUCGUCGUUAAAUUGUGGCUCUGAAAAGAACGGUGGAGCGGCAGAAUAAAAAAAAUGUUACCUUGUUUCAGUUUGCAUGCAUUGAUGAUGUGCCGUUGUAAAGGUCGUUUUUUCUUGGAGAAGGGAAGUUUUAUUUUCUAGUGGACGCGUAUCAAGAGAGCUGCAAUUCUUUGCAAAUGUAAGAGCAGCUUGGGGAGAAGUAGAACGUAUGUGCAUUGGAUCUUA
Panicum virgatum (switchgrass) is the source of this 1319-nucleotide messenger RNA. Its product is annotated as alcohol dehydrogenase-like 5. The coding region runs from base 1 to 1089 and encodes 362 amino acids. NCBI's taxonomy places the organism in Eukaryota, Viridiplantae, Streptophyta, Magnoliopsida, Poales, Poaceae. Gene Ontology annotation, cellular component: cytosol. The transcript is spliced from 7 exons. Gene Ontology annotation, molecular function: zinc ion binding; S-(hydroxymethyl)glutathione dehydrogenase [NAD(P)+] activity. The record is from RefSeq and is a predicted model, not a curated record. Gene Ontology annotation, biological process: formaldehyde catabolic process.